AUGUCGCCUGCGGGCACUGCAUCUUCUGCGAGGCAGGCUGAGCCUGUGCUAACCCGACUCGUCGACUUGGACGAUACGCCUUGGUAUAGGAAAAGGAAUCUCCGCAGGCUCUACGCGUUGUUACUACCAACAUGCAUCGGCAUCGAGAUGACUUCCGGCUUUGAUUCGCAAAUGAUCAAUGCUGUACAAAUCGCGCCAGCAUGGCAUGACUACUUCAACCACCCUCGAGGUGCGCUUCUAGGUAUUAUCUCCGCCGCAUACAAUCUAGGGGCUAUCUGCUCUUUGCCAAUUGUGCCAUAUGUAAACGAUACCUUCGGAAGACGUUGGGCAAUCUUUAUAGGGUCUUGGAUCAUGGUCGUUGGAUCAUUAGUUCAAACGCUAUCAGUUAGGGUUGGUAUGUACAUUGGAGCGAGGUUCUUACUUGGAUUUGGAAUUCCAUUCUGCAUUAUUGCGGGUUCUUCCUUGAUGGGCGAACUCGCAUAUCCGAAAGAACGGCCCAUCAUGACAUCACUCUUCAACGCGUUGUGGUUCGUCGGGUCACUUAUCGCGGCUGGAAUAUCCUUUGCCACGCUUAGUAUCAAGAGCGACUGGGCUUGGAGAGUACCCUCUAUACUUCAAGCCGCCCCCUCGCUGCUCCAAAUCAUUUUCAUCUUCUUCAUACCCGAAUCACCCCGCUUCCUCAUCUCAAAAGACCGUCACAAAGAAGCCUGGCAUACAAUUGUAACCUAUCACGCAGAAGGCGACUACACUUCACGCUUUGCCGCCGCCGAAAUGGCCCAAAUCCACCAUACGAUCCGCAUUGAACUUGCGAACUCCAAGCGCUCCUGGCUCGAACUCCUCACCGUCCCCGGUCUGCGCAAACGUGUAAUCAUAGGUUCAUUCCUCGGCGUCUUUACUCAGUGGAGCGGCAACACCCUCUUAUCAUACUAUCUGAACGACUUGCUGGGUCUGAUUGGCUACAAUGAUCCAGAGUUCAUUGGUAAAAUCAACGUGGGUUUGAACAGUUGGAAUUUGGUAAAUGCUGUGAUCAUCAGCUUGCUGGUCAGACGGUUUCCACGACGAAAGAUGUACCUGAUAUGUGCGAGCAGUCUGUUGUGUUGCUAUAUCAUAUGGACGGUCGCCGUACAGCAGUACACAACAACGCGGAAAUUGGCACCGGCAAGACUGACGAUUGCGAUCAUCUUCAUUUACCAGGCAUGUUAUAAUAUUGGAUACAACGCCUUGACAUACACAUUCCUGGUAGAAUUGUUUCCAUUUGCACAUCGCGCAAAAGGUAUCACGAUAUUUCAAUUCUUUGGCCGUUCAGCCGCAUUUUUUACCACUUUCGUUAAUCCAAUCGGGCUGAAUACUAUCAAAUGGAAGUGGCUCAUUACCUAUUGUGCCUGGCUGGCUUUCGAGAUCCUUUUCAUUUACUUCAUGUUUCCUGAAACCUACGGUCGUACACUGGAAGAACUCGCCUUCCUGUUUGAAGACCGCGCGCGCGCGGAAGAAGCAACUUUCAAUGUGGAAAAGCAGAUGGAACACAGCGACCACAGAUAUAGCCGGAUGGACGAACAAAUGAGUUGGGAGAUGGACGUUGUAAUACCAGGGGAUAAUAAUGACGAGGAACGAAUGCGACGAGUUUCUGGUUCGGGGCAAAAGCAAGCCAAUGCGAGCUGGUGGGAAGAAUGA
This is a messenger RNA of Plenodomus lingam JN3, 1671 nucleotides long. RefSeq lists its product as uncharacterized. Gene Ontology annotation, cellular component: membrane. NCBI's taxonomy places the organism in Eukaryota, Fungi, Ascomycota, Dothideomycetes, Pleosporales, Leptosphaeriaceae. Gene Ontology annotation, molecular function: carbohydrate:proton symporter activity. The record is from RefSeq and is a predicted model, not a curated record. Gene Ontology annotation, biological process: carbohydrate transport; transmembrane transport.